Molecule: messenger RNA, 1207 nt
Organism: Andrographis paniculata
Lineage: Eukaryota; Viridiplantae; Streptophyta; Magnoliopsida; Lamiales; Acanthaceae
Exons: 8
Coding region: 75-1013 (312 amino acids)
Biological process (GO): rRNA base methylation
Molecular function (GO): rRNA (uridine-N3-)-methyltransferase activity
Source: RefSeq, a predicted model, not a curated record
ACAAAACCCUUCCAAGAACAAGAACACACAAUCGAAUCCAAGGCCGGCGCACGACUGAGCUUCGCUAAUCGCCAAUGCAAUCACCUGUUUCUGUUCAUCGCCUACUCAGACUGCCCAACCUUUCUACUUCUUUGCGUUUCAAUUUUCGGGCUUUCUCCUCUUCUUCAUCUUCAUCUCCACCUUCUUCUUCUGACUCUAACCAGUCUCGCGGAGGCCUUCCUCGCUUCUUCUCCGAGACCUUACCCCCUUCCAAGGGUGGUGUUGUGCGGGUGGAAGGGGAUGAAUUCUGGCACAUGACCAAGGUUCUAAGGCUUGGGCUUAAUGAUAGGGUGGAGCUAUUUAAUGGCAAGGGAGGCUUGGUCAGAGGAUGCAUAGAGAAGAUUGAUCGUUCAGGGGCAGAUUUUGAAGCCCUGGAGAACCCAAGAUUAAUAUCUACACAAACCACGCAGUGGCAUGUAUUUGCUGCUUUUGGCACACUAAAAGGAGGCCGGGCUGAUUGGCUAGUGGAGAAGUGCACUGAGCUUGGAGCAUCCAGUGUGACUCCUUUACUGACAGAGCAUUCUCAGUUUAUAUCAGAGAAUCGGAUUGAGAGGCUGCAACGGGUCAUCCUAGCUGCCGCAAAACAAUGUCAGCGAUUGCAUCAAAUGGUUUUAAAGCCUCCCCUUAAGCUGGUUGAUCUCCUACCUGUUGUUGGUGAGUCAAGUUUAUCCUUUGUGGCUACUGCAGAGGCCCCUCCUGUUUUUAAUGCGUUGAGCUCCUUAAAAAGGCAAUCUUCUGGGAUCAUUAUAAUUGGGCCUGAAGGAGACUUGAGCAAAGAUGAGGUGAAUUGGGUGAUGGAGGCAGGUGCAAUUGGUGUCGGUCUUGGCCCUCUUCGGCUUCGUGUCGAAACUGCUACUGUCGCUCUCCUUUCCACUCUUAUGUUGUGGUCGGACUCGGACUCGGACUCCUACAACUACACUAACACUGCUGAUCUUGGAAAUGAAGAAGAAGAAGAAGAAGAAACUAUCAUCUGAUGGAUGACAUUUUAACAUGCAUGUUGUCAACUCUCUCUGUCUUUCUCUCACUCUACAUUCAUUGUUCAUAUAUAAACAUACUCUCUCAACUUUGUGGAAUUUUGUAAGUAAAAGAUAUCUCUUUCUAUCUUUUGUAAGUUUGUCCAUCUUAAAUAUAUUCAAUAAUCGAGUUAAAUCUGUAACAUUUUACACUU